Molecule: messenger RNA, 942 nt
Organism: Bradysia coprophila
Lineage: Eukaryota; Metazoa; Arthropoda; Insecta; Diptera; Sciaridae
Source: RefSeq, a predicted model, not a curated record
CCGAACCUUAAAUCAAAUUCGGCUUGUUGCAAAGUGAUUUGUUUUUGAAAAAGAGGAAAACCUGACCGCGAAUUUGUUGCAAGAAUUUCAAUUCCAGUAAUACAUUCCAAAAUUUCCACAAAGCAUGCGUUCAAUUCUUACCACUGCCGUCUUAUUGGCUGGCAUUUUGAAAAUUUGUGGUGCGCUGGAACUCAACUGUACUUACACAACACGAUCAUAUGACUUCAUCGGCAGUGUUUACGAAUGUGAUGCAACUAUAUCCGCGGGCGAUAUUGACAAAUUAACAUCGGUGUCUGGCACUCAUCAAGCUGGAAAGGCGCAUGCAAACAUUAUUGCCCUACGUAUAACCUAUCAGAACUUGCAAUCAUUUCCGGUGAACGUGGAAGCAUUUUUCCCAAACCUCCGAGUUUUACAGUUGUACGGAAAUUCCAUUUCUGAAGUGAAGAACGCUCACUUAGCACCGUUUCCGACGUUGGUCUAUCUGAACCUAUACAGAAACAAAAUAUCAACAAUUUCCGGUAACCUUUUCGAUGGUCUCGAUUCGUUGCAAUACGUUAGCUUCGAAAGCAAUGACGUUCGUCAUGUGGGCCACGACCUUGCUCUGCCGAAAGAUGGGCUCAUAUUUUUCGAUACUAACCCGUGUAUCAAUGUGCGAGCCUCAACACCUGACCAAAUUGAAGCUUUGAGAUUCAACAUACUAAUCAAUUGCACAUUGAUAGCGCCAAUAGAGGCUGCCUUAGAGCGUCGUCAGAAUGUGCUUACAUCUGUGAAUGAUCGAGUUGGAAAUCUGGAAGCCAGACUCGACCUAUUAGAGCAACGCGAAUCGCAACGGGCAGGUGGUGAAUGUUACUGACGUUGUAAAAAUGUAUUUGAUCAUUCAGUGGCCUAAUUGUAUACCCUAAUUUUCUUUGACCAAUAAAAACUACUUUUCAGCAUCAAAAA